AUGGCUACAAUCAUGUCGACGAGUCCCGUGCCGCAUUCCCCUCCCGGCAACGAUGCCAAACGACCCAAAGGCAUCCUCAAGAAUUCUUUCCGGGGCACACCACCCGUCUCCCCCACAGCCCAGCAGCCCAGCGCCACACCAGAUGCGCAAUCGCAGCACACCACUCCGCAGAGCCCCCGCCUGACGGACAAGGAGGUGACGAUCCAGAACACGCAGCGCAAUGCCGGCCACAGGCGCUCUUCGUCGGCGGCGCGCCCAUCCGGUCCCAGGCGGCAGUCAAGCCGCACCCCUUCGCACUCGGGCGAGGCCGAUGGCGAGGAGGAGGCCGACAGGCAGCGGCUCAAGUGGGACGAGGCGAACCUGUACCUGACGGAGCAGGAGCGCACCAGCACCAUGAAGAUCGACGAGCCCAAGACGCCCUACGCCAAGCACUACGACCCGACCGAGGACCCCAGCGACGACGAGAUGGAGAACGGCGACGGCAGCGGUGGUAGCGGUCGUCGCGCCGGCGCCGGUCAAGACGAAAUACCGGGCCUUUCGCUCGGUGAGCCCGAGGAGGCGGUGCCGGACGACGCCGGCAGGACGCGCGCGGUGCACGUCGACGAGAUCCAGGGCAGCGGUCACGAUAACGAUGAGGACGGCAUGGCUGGUUUGAGCGCAGAGGAGCGCGAGAAGCACCGCAAGUUUGAGGAGAUGCGCAAGAAGCACUACGAGAUGAGGGACGCGGCCCAGCUGCUGGGCCACCCGGAGGACCUGGACGAUAUGGACGAGGACGAGGACGAGGGUGUGCCUCCGGUGCCACCCAUGCCUAAUGGUCGUGCGUGA
Messenger RNA from Pyricularia grisea, 825 nucleotides. RefSeq lists its product as uncharacterized. Gene Ontology annotation, biological process: regulation of signal transduction. Gene Ontology annotation, molecular function: protein phosphatase inhibitor activity. The transcript is spliced from 2 exons. NCBI's taxonomy places the organism in Eukaryota, Fungi, Ascomycota, Sordariomycetes, Magnaporthales, Pyriculariaceae. Bases 1 to 825 code for a protein of 274 amino acids. The record is from RefSeq and is a predicted model, not a curated record.